Molecule: messenger RNA, 429 nt
Organism: Protopolystoma xenopodis
Lineage: Eukaryota; Metazoa; Platyhelminthes; Monogenea; Polystomatidea; Polystomatidae
Source: the annotation of a GenBank genome assembly
AUGGUGCUCAAUCUACUCGAGUUCGCCAAGAUCAUGCCGGCCAUGGUGCCCGGUAUGGAUGAGUACACCAUCGAGGCUCACGCCACGGCAGAUGACUUUGUGGUAUUCAGCGACACCUACGGUCGAGCUCAGGUGAGUGUAAACCAGAUUGUUGGUUUGUGCAAUGGAUGGGCGAGCAGGCAGCUCGGGUGGACCAGGCAAAGAUCUAAAAUACGGCAGUGGAGCCUUAUUGCAUCUGAUCUGGGCAUGAUCCGCCAACUACAGCAAGUACCCGCUGAGUCAUCGUCCUUCCGGUCGAGACGGAUACCUUCAAAAAAGGGGAUGCUGCUUCAACGAAACCAUCAAAAUGCCCAAUGUCAAGAUGCACACAGUCUGCUUUCGAACCGCGUCGGGGUUGCUGAUGAGAUGAUGAAAUGGGGUCAAAACUAG